AUCUACAUCGAACAUAUAAUCCUGGAAGUUUGCGACCCUUUUUUUAAAUGAUUGUAUGCGGCCCAUGUGCGGUUGUUGAGGAGGCUCGAAUCUGAAACCAGACCCCCUUCUAUGCGAUGGUUAUGUAUACUUUGUGAUUGUGUCUACCUCUCACUCUCUCUCUCUCUCUGUAUAGUUUUGGUGGUGCUCAGCUUAUAAGAGAGAAGGGCACUUUGAUCGAAAGUUAAUUGAGCUGCUGGGACACUCAAGUACCAAGGAUGUGGAGGCCAUGAAGGAAUUAUAAUAAUCAAACCAAAAGAGGGAUGCAAGCAAAGAAAGAAAAUAUGCUGUUAAAAUAAGUAUGCUGCGGUAGGUGUUGGUGUGUUGGCGCUCUGCCUCAACUCUCUCGGAGCAACAGACCAAAUGAGAAGAGAGACAGACGGGUGCGGACGGAUUCGACUGCAUACAUGAGUACAGUAGUGGUGUUGCGAGUGUUCAAAAAGUCCUCAACAGAAGUGAACAUCAGUCUUGUCUAGAGAACGAGGUGAAUCGAGCAAAAAGUAAACCUCGUGUUUCUACUCCAAUCACCAAUUGGCCUUUAAAACAUAUAUCAAGUGUUACCAACAGUUUUUUUUACCUCUGCCUUAUUGUUAACUAUAUUAACAAUAUAUAAGUGAUUUCUGCCAUGUUGAUAAUGUACAACUCUCAUCGACCUCUACGUUUUUGUAUAAGAGAGUUCUCUUCUCCUCUAGGUGAAUAGAGGAGAAGGAGGGAAAGUACAUAUACAGCGUGUGUUUCUGUGUGUGUGAGAGUAGUUGCCACAAAACUUGGCGACACUGCGAAACGCGAGUGCAUCGUUGUCGUUUUUUCAAGAAUGUGACAGUGUUUCCCCCCCUUUCCCCCUUGUGGUGUGUGAGUGCGUGUACUCUCUUCUUUAUUUGACUUGAAAAUUUCUCAAGAAUAAUGAGGAGAAAGAUUGUUCGCGAUGAGCUGACAGAAUAUGUCAGACAAUGUGUGUGAGUUACAAGGUAACGUUGUCAUGUAGUGCUGGAAAUCGGACAAUUUACUUGCGUUGUCCGAAAACGUUAUCAGUUAGUGUUUUGGUGUAGGACUAAACAAAAUUCAGAGAAAUAGAGUCUCUCUCUCUAAGGGAGUUAAGUUUAGAGUAAACGUCGGGGGGCGAGUGUAAAUCCGCUGGCUGGAUAAAAAAAAAGAGGAGCAAAUAAUAAUUUUCCUGCAUUUCAGUUAAAAAGUACUGGCCCCCAAAUGCGUGUACGAAAACUCCUGUUUCAUGUUCAUGUUCUGGAACAAACGGGCGGUGCUCACUAAACGUCUCCUAAAGGCCAAGGUCUGCGGGGAGCAUGAAACCGAGUGUGAAACUCAAGAGGAUUCGUCGCAAGUUUACGUUGCUGCUGAAAGGGUUUUCCCAACGGAAGACGAGGAUAGACAAGAUCAAGUGUUAUCCAAGGAUAGCAAGAGUCCGACAACGAGACAAGAGAGAAGAAGAAGAAGUCGAAGUGUCUCGAGAAGAUUGCACCACGGUUGUUGUGGAGGUGGUGAUAGAUUACAGGAUGAGGAGAAGGAUAUAAGUCGUUUAACAUUGUGUAAAGAAUUUUUGAAAACGCUCAAGGAAAAUCAAUUAGAAAUGCUUUUGAAUGCAAUCGAAAGUUUUGGCGCCGAUCUUGGUUCCUGUGUUUUGGUACCAAGAAGCCGACUAGACAACGAGCCUCAACAACAACAACAACAACAAGUACUUCGUCGCUCUUACCGUCAUCAUCAUUAUCCUCAUAAUCAUCAUCAUCAUCAUUAUUAUUUGAGACAUCUAAACCAUCAUUAUUCGCAUCAUAGACAAAACAAUGUCUGCGAUGAUAGUUCAGUAGUGACUCUUCCUCCAACUAAAAUCGAGAGGGAACGAUGUCGAACGCCAACAAGAGGAUCCAUGUGUGAUCUACCAUCAAUUGAUCCACUUUUACUGUGUUGUCAAAUUUGGCGAUGGCCGGAUCUUACUCAUUCAUCGGAACUCAAGAAUCUUCCGGUUUGCCAUUCCUCCAAAGAUCCUGUUUUCGUUUGCUGCAAUCCUUAUCACUGGAGUCGACUCUGCAAACCUGAGUCGCCACCACCUCCUUACUGCCUUAUCGCUGACAGAAUGAGACCUGAAGACCGAGCACCAAGUGAAGGGGAUUCUCUUAGAUGCAGAAGCACCACACCAAUACCUCUUCCCGGUUCCCUCACCACCAAUGGAGAAGAAGAGUCUGAACAAAAGGAAUGGUGUACAUUGGCUUAUUGGGAAUUAAGCGGCCGUGUCGGUCGUCUUUAUCCUGUGGAAUUGUCGACUGUAAAUGUCUUUGAUUCUUUACACGAUGGAGAUGGUCUCUGUUUGGCGACUCUCGCUGAAAAUCAUCCGGCGCCGCCUGCGGUUCAAAGGACUCGUAGUAAAAUUGGACUCGGUCUGAUGCUAAGUCAAGAAUCAGAUGGCGUGUGGGCGUACAACAGAUCGGAUAGUCCAAUUUUUGUCAAUUCGCCGACAUUAGACGAUCCGGAAUCUAGAACUUUGUUGGUUUAUCGAGUGCCAUCGGGUUUCUGUUUGAAUAUCUUUGAUCGAGUCAAAUCGACAACGGCGACAUCGACAACAACAACAACAACAGCGACGACAACAAAUUCAGGCUUUACAACGGGUCCAGUAGAUGUAAACUCCGUCCGUAUCAGUUUUGCUAAGGGCUGGGGUCCCAAGUACUCGAGACAGGAAGUGACUUCCUGUCCAUGUUGGUUGGAGGUCCUUUUGGCUCCAUGUAGGUGAUCGUGUCUACAACCGGCAGUAUUCUGCAGGUCAUCAAGCUCAUUUCCCUUGAAGCCUAGAGGGCUCAAAUUGGUCUUCCGGACUCGUGGUUGCUACUUAGUACCAAAGCGCAACGUUGUGCGAUUUGCGAUGAAAGAAUCAGAGGAAGCUUAAUGCACGCCAAGAGACAAAGAGAAUAAUCAUUUUCUCUUUUUAUCCAAAAAAAAAAGUUUUCCAUGAAAGAAAAAAAAAGAUUUUGGAAAGAAGAAGAAAAUAAGCGAAUAAUCGUCGACAACGAAUAGAGCUUUCGAAUGGAUAUCAAAGUACGUUGCGUUUAACGUACUUUUGUUCUUAUUCCGACAACAAAUGUAAAUACGUAAAAUGUAUAUAAACCGUGCCUUCCUUGCUUCCUGUUUGGUGCAAAAAAAAAAAAAAAAAUACAUGAGCACCUCCACCGCUACCUCACGUCUCACCAAACGCCCCAGAGCUUCUUACUACAGUAAUAAUGCUAUUGUGAUAAAAGUGUGACACGUGUUUCUAUUUGCCACGUUAGGAAGCACCAAAACGGUUAUUGAACGAGUCACUUCUUUUUUUUUUUUAUUAUUAUUCUCAAUGUAUGAAUGCGCGCGCAAUAUUCAUUUGUCCCGGUGAAUUAAGGAUCAUUUUUCAUACGAAAAAUAGAGUCAAUUUCCACCUUGUGGAUUCAAUUUGAUUUACUCUCAGAUGAUAAAUUUCAGUCUGCGCAGAACAUUCGUAAAGCUUCGUACACAUGAGUACGAAGAUUUACGAAUGUUGACGAAUUUUCUGCGCAGACGCAAAUUUAUUCCUUUAAUCUGCGCAUAGAUAAAAUUUAACCCAUACGGUGAAAACGUCAUAGCAAAUCAAAAAAUUUUCCCAAUUGUUAAAACAAAUAAUUUGAAAACAUUUUUUGUUAUUGUAUUCUUUUUGUCUUGGAAUAUGCCCUUAAUAAAUUAUCCAAAUGUAGUUUCAAUUUAGUAUAACAAAAAAAUUCAUCAUUUAAUUUUGUAAAUCGCAUAGAACAAAGAAAAGAAAAUUAUUAUUCAUCCAAAUAAACACGUACACACACACACAAACAUAUGUAAAUAUAGUGAACGCAAAUAUUAAUAAUAAUAAUAAUAAUGAUAGCGUAUUCACUCAAUCGACUGAUCGACUCGUAGUUUCCAAACCAUUAGUUAUUUUUGUACAACCGCUUUUAUAAUAAUGUAAAAGCGGACGUUACUUAAUGUUAUUUGAUGUAUUGAAUAUGAAUUUUAUGUAUAUUUUCAAGUGUCACAAGCGACAUAUGUGAUGUUGAUGGCGCGUAAAAUGUAUCUAGAUAGAUAAAUAUCUAUCUAUGUUAGAUUGAUUUUUAGUUCAUCUUUUUCAAAUAAUUGAAAUAACAAUAGGAUAUCUUUAUUCUACACUAAUUUCAAUAUUUAAAUAUAUCUCUAAAGAAUAUUUGUAUUAAAUGAAAAAAAUUUAUAAAUUUAUUUGCAGUAUAAAUUUUUUUUUUUUCUUAAUGUAAAAAUAUAAUUAUUUUUUACUUUCGAUACAGUUUUUCCAAAAGAGUUAGAUAUUCAUUGUUAUAACAAUUAUUUUUGAAUGCGUUUUUAUUUAUAUUUAUAAAUAUACAUUUUGUAAUUUGCAGCGUUUUGUAGAUAAUAUUAUUUAUAUUCUGUUUAACAGAAAAAAUGUCGAAUAAUUGCGUAGAAAUUUAGGAAAAAAAUGUACUGUAAUUAUUGAGAAAAAAUAAAUUUUUUUAAAAAAAAGCUAUAGACUGUUGUUGAAAUUGCCGAGUGCUACAAACGAUUAGUAUAAUAUCGCUGAUAAUAGCAGUUUUUAAAGACGUGUCUAAGGUUUUGCUUUUUUUCUAUUCUUUGUUAUCUUUAAACAAGUAGUGCCUUGUAAACUUGAGAGCGCGAUUGACGAUUUUUUGUAUCUCCAAAUAGUCAAAUUAAGUAUCUUAUUUUAAUAAAACUGAAGGGUAUGCGAAACAUCUCAAAAUGUUAAUUUACUUCAUAUUACUGUAUAGAAAAUGGCAUCUUUAUUUAUAAAAUUUUUUGGACAAUUAUGAAAAUUUUAUGUUUAUGAAGAAAAUUUUCAUUAUUUUUUUUUUGAGACUACCUCGUACCCUGAGCAACGUAACGUGCCAUUAUUAAUGAUAAUUAUUAUAUAGUAAUAAACAUUAAUGUUAAUGAUAUGAAUAUUAACGUUUAAAACGUUUACUGUUGCCGUUUUAACUCCCUAUUUGCUAAAUUGAUGGCGUAAUUCAUAGAUAGGCGUAAUGGAUUUAAGAAAAAAAAACACUUUAUUAGCGUGAGCUAAUUUAAUGUGAUGCGUUUUAUUUUAAUAUUAUGAUUGAAAGCAUUGAUUACGCUUAUCUAUGAUUUAGUUUAAAAUAAAAGAAUCGAUCAUUGAGAGUAAAGACAGCUAGUUUGCCUAGGGAUCACGUCUGUGAAACAUAGUGCCUUCAUAGCGUUCACUGUUAAUUACACUAGUAUUUAACAAACGAAAUUUUUACUAUAACCAUAAUAUUGUUAUAAGUCUCAAAAAAGACUACUCUCAUACUGAAUUAAUUAAAUUUUUACAUUAAUUUAUUUCAGAAACAUUUUUUUCAAUUUUAAUUUAUUAUAAAUUAUUACAGAAUUGAAAUUAUUUCAUUGAUUAGAACAAGAAAAAUAAUGAAGUAAAUUAAUUCAUCAUUUUAAACAGUUGAGUGGAUUUUUUUUUUAAAGAUGACAAAACGAAUCGCAUGAUUUACAAAUGCUGUAUGAUACUUUGGGUGUUUGAUCGUUCAAUUCUAUGUUCUAGUCAUUUUGGAAAACGAAAAGAUUGUUAUCGCGUUGAAAAUUAAUUUUCUUAGUCUAUGCAAAUUGUUCUUUUUUUAUUUGUAUUUAUUUUGUAAUUAUUUUAUUGGAGAGGGAGGGGGAUUACAAUUUUAUAGAAAACGAAAGUUUUUCUUUAUUAUAUACAUUUUUAAAGAAACUUAACUAUUUCAUAAAAUAAAUACAAAAUUGAGAGACCAUAUUGUAAUGCGUAAUUAAUCAAAGGCACUAUUUAUAUAAGUAACAUUAACAACGAAUGAAUUUCAAUACAAAAUAGAAAUUCGCAAUUGAAAUUCUUAAGAGAUACAAAGUGAUGUUUGACAAUCCUCUAUUAAAAACAUAAAAUCUUUAAAUUUUGCAUUUUUUAGAAGUAAAAUUCAAAGAUUUCUUUUUAUGUAGUCAAAAUUUUUUUUUCUAAUGCGAUCUAAAAAAAAAAUUUAUUACGUGAUAGAGAAAAAAAAUUUUAAUCAGAUAUUUAACUUGAUAGUAAAAUAAAAAUUAUUUUUUUAAAUCAAAUUAUUGUAAACAUUUUCUUUAAAGAAACAUUCUGUUAAAUUAUAGAAAAAAAUCGUUAAUACCUUAGUGGAUUAUAUAAUAAUUGCUUAAAUUAUGUAUAUAUUAAUACUGUAAAUAAACUUCACACAUACAAAUAUACAGGCAUACAUACAUUCACAUUACACGCCAAUACAUAUAAGAACUCUUAUGUAUUCUACUUGUAAAUAUUAUUUCUGUAGUAAUAAUGCAGAUAAACGUUUAAUAUGAAAUAUUAAUUUAGCGAAAAUUAGUAAUAUCAUAUAACAAUUGUAAUUAUUUAGUUACAAACUCGAAAACUUAUAAUAUUUUAAAUAUUAGUGUAUUCAAUUCCAACCGAUGAAAAAACACGUUAAGUGAUUACGACGUAUCAAAAAUCAAUGGAAAUUGUCCUUUUUCAUUUUUACGAAAAAUAUAUGAAAUUAUGAAUUUGUA
Molecule: messenger RNA, 6546 nt
Organism: Leptopilina boulardi
Lineage: Eukaryota; Metazoa; Arthropoda; Insecta; Hymenoptera; Figitidae
Gene: Dad
Product: mothers against decapentaplegic homolog 6
Exons: 6
Coding region: 1271-2776 (501 amino acids)
Biological process (GO): regulation of transcription by RNA polymerase II; cell differentiation; SMAD protein signal transduction
Cellular component (GO): heteromeric SMAD protein complex
Molecular function (GO): transcription regulator inhibitor activity; I-SMAD binding
Source: RefSeq, a predicted model, not a curated record